Messenger RNA from Teleopsis dalmanni, 784 nucleotides. Its product is annotated as 60S ribosomal protein L13a. Gene Ontology annotation, biological process: negative regulation of translation; translation. The transcript has 3 exons. Bases 86 to 703 code for a protein of 205 amino acids. NCBI's taxonomy places the organism in Eukaryota, Metazoa, Arthropoda, Insecta, Diptera, Diopsidae. Gene Ontology annotation, molecular function: mRNA binding; structural constituent of ribosome. Gene Ontology annotation, cellular component: cytosolic large ribosomal subunit; ribosome. The record is from RefSeq and is a predicted model, not a curated record.
AUUUCAAACAUGGCGUUGAAAUGAAACACCGCUUCCGUUGUGUGGGCCAAAUGUUCGGUUUUUUCUUUUCGUACGGUUCUUAAACAUGACUGGUUUAACGAAUAGGGCCGUUGUUAUUGAUGGUCGUGGCCAUUUGGUCGGCCGUUUGGCUUCCGUCGUUGCUAAAUAUCUUUUACAAGGUGGCAAAGUAGCUGUUGUACGAUGCGAAGAAUUGAAUCUUUCUGGUCAUUUUUACAGAAACAAAAUUAAGUUCUUGGCUUACUUGCGUAAACGUUGCAAUGUUAAUCCUGCCCGUGGUCCAUACCAUUUCCGUGCACCAUCAAGAAUUUUCUACAAAGCUGUUAGAGGCAUGAUUCCACACAAAACAUUGCGCGGCCAAGCUGCACUUGCACGUUUACGUGUCUUCGAUGGUAUUCCACCACCAUACGAUACACGUCGUCGUGUUUGUGUACCAAUUGCUAUGCGCAGCUUGACAUUGCGUUCGGACCGUAAAUACUGUCAAGUAGGUCGUCUAUCACAUGAAGUUGGUUGGCAUUACCAAGAUGUUGUGAAGAGUUUGGAAAGAAAGCGCAAGGCCAAAUUGCGUGUCACACUCAAGCACAACAGAGCAAUGAAGAAGUUGACUCACAAGGCUCGCGAAAAUAUUGCAAAGGCUGCCGAACCCUUCAACAAAAUCAUCAAGUCUUAUGGUUACGAAUGUUAAAAUUCGUAAUUCGUUUACUUGUGUAAAUUUAAUAAGUGAAAAACAUAAAUCUUUUUAAAUAAACAAUAAGUUAAAAAAACA